Molecule: messenger RNA, 1282 nt
Organism: Nasonia vitripennis (jewel wasp)
Lineage: Eukaryota; Metazoa; Arthropoda; Insecta; Hymenoptera; Pteromalidae
Exons: 3
Coding region: 99-674 (191 amino acids)
Source: RefSeq, a predicted model, not a curated record
AUAUUUUAAUUGUUUUUAAAUGGUAACGCCUUAGAUUGCCGGAAUUUGAGCCUAAAAAGCUAAAUCCAAAUAUAGCAACUCUCCUAUCUGCAAGACAGAUGAAAAAGGAUUCUUACAUGCUUGAACUGCAAAAAAUUGCUGGUUCAUCGAUGAUGGCCGUGGAAACUAUUCUCACAAUGUUGAUUAACGAUGAGGAUUGUGACAAAUUACAAAUUGUUAGUUUACUUAAUGAUAUAGCAAAGAUGGCCAUUCAGAUGCAUCAUGACAUCUCUGUAUCAAGAAGAAGCAACAUUUUUAUACCCAAUCUGGCUCCUCAGGCUGCGGAAAUCAUCAAGAAAGCUGAGAUUCACGAUACCCUGAUCGGAAAUAAAUUCGCAGAGCGCAUUAAGGAAUCUAAAGCGCUCACAAAGCUCUCGGAGAAUUUCCAGCAGAAAUCCAAGCCAACUGCUACUGUUAAGAGGAAAUUUUUAUUCAAAAGCCCGCAGUCGAGACGCCCUUUCUCUCAGCAGCAGACGGGUUACAAUCAGAAGGGCUACAAUCAAAAGAAUUACAACAACCGAACCGGGUACAAUCGGGGAAAUCAAUCCAACAAGCCAAAUUUCCGAUCCAGACAGCAGUUCUUCAAUUCACAGAACAGGAACCAGAAAGAAGAGAACACCUCCCAAAAGAAGUAGUAUCUAUGGUGUAAGAAGUUUAUUCGGGCUGCUGGUCAACUUGCCAACCUCUCCUACAUCCUGCUGCGAAUCCUUUUCCAUCGGCGCGAUCCCAUACUACUCCUACUCAGUGAAUUUGCUCUCUACCUUCUAAUCAGCUUAUUUUUGACGAAUCGUCAAUACAGAAGAUGAAUACGCAAGAUCCGUUACAUAGCCCAGUGCCGAAGUGGCCAACAACGUUGAACUCAGCGACUUUGCAGAUACCGUAACCAAAGGUUGCUGUUCAAUAGUUUAACGCGAAGAUGCAAACGUCUGCUCAAGCCACAGCUAGCCAUCGCAACUAAAUGCUGCAGAAGUUUUCUACAAGCAUCAUUAUAGGAAACGAUAAUGAUGUUCGAGAUGAUGAGUUGGCUACACUCGGACGUAAGAAAAUCGGUACGGGGAGACGCAGCUCAUGUUAAACUGCUAUAAAAGCAAAUUUCUAGUUCGUCAGCUAACACCUGCAAAACUCUAGCAGACUUGCAAUACAAGGACAAACGCACACUCACACUUGAGCAAAAAAUUCACGCGUAAUUGGUAUAGCAGUAACACUGUCAGUCAUAAAUCGAUGAACUUUUCAUUUAACUUGA